This is a messenger RNA of Entelurus aequoreus (snake pipefish), 4441 nucleotides long. Its product is annotated as ubiquinol-cytochrome-c reductase complex assembly factor 3. The record is from RefSeq and is a predicted model, not a curated record. The coding region runs from base 199 to 444 and encodes 81 amino acids. The transcript has 2 exons. Gene Ontology annotation, biological process: mitochondrial respiratory chain complex III assembly. NCBI's taxonomy places the organism in Eukaryota, Metazoa, Chordata, Actinopteri, Syngnathiformes, Syngnathidae.
UCGCUUGCCGACCGCCAAUAAACCAGAGAAGAAGAAGGUUAGGACUACGCGCAGUCCGUGUAUUUUGUCCAAGUGGUGACCCGUAGGACCAGGAAGUAGGGAGGUGAACACCUGACUAGACACGCUCCCGUCCACUUAUUGACAAGAAGGAAAGUCGCCUUUGCCAUCAAUAUAGCCACUUUUAUCCAUCAGUCUACUAUGAGUGCUAUGCGAACCGUCCUGGGUUCUACCGGCUUGGUGGCGGUGUUAGGACUCGGCUAUGGAAUGUGGUCCAUUAUUACUCCAGGAGAGGAGAGGCGGAAAGAACUCAUCAAGAACCUGCCGGAAUCGAACCCGGGGAGGAUGGAGGAGACGAGGAAGCGCAACGCUCUGGUGAUGCAGGCGCUGAAGGAGGCCGCAGAAACCGACGACAACAUCGCCAGUGGACUGAGAAGAUCCAGAUGACUUGUUGGAACGCUGCCGACGUCCCACUUAUCCUGUCUACGGCCCGCUUGUGUCGACAACACCAUUGUGUCAUCUUAUUAUUAUUUUUGUACGCUGUCAAUGACUGUGUGCUUACAUGGAUUAUAUCACUUUUCAUAUUGACAUGGUUUAAGACACUAUUUGAAGUGGUUUGUUGCCAAGUUAAACAAUACUUUCCUCAUGUCACUUAAACAAGUAUAUUUUUUAUCAUUUACACUACCGUUCAAAAGUUUGGGGUCACAUUGAAAUGUCCUUAUUUUUGAAGGAAAAGCACUGUACUUUUCAAUGAAGAUAACUUUAAACUAGUCUUAACUUGAAAGAAAUACACUCUAUACAUUGCUAAUGUGGUAAAUGACUAUUCUAGCUGCAAAUGUCUGGUUUUUGGUGCAAUAUCUACAUAGGUGUAUAGAGGCCCAUUUCCAGCAACUAUCACUCCAGUGUUCUAAUGGUACAAUGUGUUUGCUCAUUGGCUCAGAAGGCUAAUUGAUGAUUAGAAAACCCUUGUGCAAUCAUGUUCACACAUCUGAAAACAGUUUAGCUCGUUACAAAAGCUACAAAACUGACCUUCCUUUGAGCAGAUUGAGUUUCUGGAGCAUCACAUUUGUGGGGUCAAUUAAACGCUCAAAAUGGCCAGAAAAAAAGAACUUUCAUCUGAAACUCGACAGUCUAUUCUUGUUCUUAGAAAUUAAGGCUAUUCCACAAAAUUGUUUGGGCGACCCCAAACUUUUGAACGGUAGUGUACAUAUCUGAAAUAAUCAACAUACUGAAUAUUUUUAGCAAUUUAAUCAAGAGAAUCUCAUCACAAAACAUUUAUAAUAAACCAUUUUAAUAGUGGUUUAUUCCAUGACCAAUAUAUUUAUUUUCUUGCCAGAUUACAAAAAAAAUUGAAUAAGAAAUGUGCAAUUAAAAUAAUGACAACAAUCAUCAAAUCAAAAUAAUAAUCAUUUACAAAAUGGUUAUCACACGGCUCCAAUAUUGUUAUUUCAAACUAUAUUCUCUACUUGGGCUGCUGCCCCCGCACCCCACUUCGGAUAAGCGGAAGAAGAUAGAUGGAUUAUUCGAGGAUUUUUUAAAUUUAUUAUUAUUUAAAUUCUAUAUUUAAAAUGAUCCAGUAAUUUAAUGUCAGUUAAAAUCUGUAUUUAAAGCAAGCACUUUUAUAAAUAAAUAUUUAUUCACGAUGUUUAUCAAUCUUAUAUGAAGAAGAACAUUUUUAAUAUAAUAAUUUAUAAUGGACGCAGUGGACACACCUGUCUUAAAGUCCAGCAUCAAUAAACUGGAUACAUAAGACUAUAAGAAAGGUCAUUUCCACACAUAUGGUUUUCUACACCAAAAUGAAUCUAUUAAUGAUUAUUAUUCAACAACUUCUUCUUCUCCAGAUUUUGGCGCGCUCGACCUUCCACAUUCCCAGAUUUCCCAGAAUUCCAGGUUUUCCAGGACAUUUUUCCCAUUCAAAUUGAAUUGGCCAUUUUUCUAACUUUCACCAUUUCCACAUUUUUCAACCAAUUCAAACCAUUCCACCUUCAACACAUUUCACCAUCCUGGGCAUUCAAACUAUCAUUUUCUCAAGUUCCAAAAAGUUCCAGGAAAUCCCAGAAUUCCCGUUUUUUCAAACCCUUUGUUCACCCUUUUUUCUGUCGACUACUCCUUCCACAUUUUUCAACCCACUUCAACCGUUCCACCGUCAAAUCAUUCCUCUUAAUUAGGACAAAAAACUAAGUUGUAUUUUGAACUGGAAAAAUUCCCGAAAUUCCAGGAAUUACGUAAUACCAUUUCUCAAUUUAAAAUGUUACUAUACUUCAACAUUUCUCAACCGAUUUGAAAAAUUCCAACACCAACCAUUCAUUCAUUCAACUCAUUCAGAUCAUUCUUUUUUCUGUUUUUUUUUCUUUUUAGCAUUUUUCAAAAAAUUCCCUCUUUUCCCGAAAUUCCCAAAUUUCCAUGAAAUUCCCAUUGAAAAGAAUGGCACACUUUUCAAAGUUACACAACUCCCAAAUGUUUUAUCCGAUUCAAACUAUUCCAACUUCAAAAUAUUCAGCCUGUUCAAAAUUGUGUGCUCUCCUUCAACAAUUUUUAAAAAUUCCCGGAUUUCCGAGAAUUCCCAGUUUUCAGGGACAUUUUCCCCAUUCAAAAUGAACUGUCCAUUUUUCACACUUCCACAUUUUUCAACAUCAACACAUUCCACUCUUCCAACUAACACUUUCCCAAGUUCCAAACCAAAUUCCGGUUUUCCUGGAAAUUCAAACUCUUCAACAUUCAAGCCAUUCCAACAUUCAAACUAUUCUUACAUUCAUGCUACAUUCUGUCAGCAUUUCACUUCAACUUCAGCAUUGGAGCAUUCACACGGAAUUCCUGAAGGAAUUGCGUGUUACUCAACAACUUCUUCUUCUCCAGAUUUUAACGCGCUCUACCUUCCACAUUUUUCAUCCGAUUCAAACUGUUCCAACUUCAAACUGUUCAGCCUAUUCGGGAAUCACAGGCUUUCUCUUGACAAAUUCCAAAAAUUCCCUGAUUUCCCAGAAUUCCCGGUUUUCCGGGACAUUUUUCCCAUUCAAAAUUAAUUGGCCAUUUUUCAAACUUCCACCAUUUUCACAUUUUUCAACCUAUUCGAACCAUUCCACCUUCAACACAUUUCACCAUUCUGGAAAUUCAAACUACUCUUUUUCCAAGUUCCAAAAAAAUUCCAGGAUUUUCCAUAAUUCCUGCUUUUCCAAAGCCCUAUUUCCACCCUUUUUUCUGGCCACUACUCCUUCCAGAAUUUUCAACGCAUUUCAACCGUUCCACCUUCAAAACAUUCUUCUUAAUUAGGACAAAAAACGAAGUUGUUUUUUUAACUGGAAAAAUUCCCAGUUUUCCCGAAAUUCCAGGAAUUCCGUAAUACCAUUUCUCAAUUCAACAUGUUACUACUUCAGCAUUUCUCCACCUAUUUGAAAAAUUUCAACAGCAACCAUUUCAACUCAUUCAGACCAUUCAAGUUGUUUACCUUAUUUUUUUUAUUCCCGCUUUUCCCGAAAUCCCCAUUGAAAUCAAUGGGACAUUCUUCAAAGUUCCACAAUUCCCACAUUUUUCAUCUGAUUCAAACUGUUCCAACUUCCAAAUAUCCAGCCUGUUCAGGAAUUGUGUGCUCUACUUCAACACUUAUAAAAAAAAUAAAAUAAAAUUCCAGGAUUUCAUUUCAACUUCAGCAUUGGAGCAUUCACACGCAAUUCCUUGUGGGAUUGCCUCAUCUAGUUAAAAAGUAAAAAGUGUGUAUUUACUUGCAACAAAAGAGGAGAAAUAUAACAUUUGUAUGCACGUACAACCCUUAAAACCUUCAGUAUAUCAGUAUGUGGAAUGAAAUUAUGGAAUGUCUUAAGCAAAGAAAUCAAACAAUGUACUAACAUGGUCCACUUCAAGAAACUCUUCAAACUUAAAGUGUUUACAAAGUAUACAGAAGAAGAACCAUGAUAAAAAUGUUGAUUUUAUUUCAUCCAUCCAUUCAUUUUCUAGAUAAUCUUACUCAUCUCACCAUAUGAAAUAUAACUUCACUAAUUAUUUAUUUAUUUUUUAAUGUUCUUACUAAUGGAGUAUAUUGUGAAUACAUUGAGAAAAGGAAGUGAGCAAACGUGUUAGCAACUUCUAUGUAAAGGAAAAGGGUUAGGAUUAAAUAAGCUCUGCUUCUUCCUACUCCUUUUCGAACAUGUUGAAUAGAGAAACUGGAAAUUGUGAUGCAUCAUGUUGUAUGCAUGCAUGUUCGAUAUAAACACAAACCAAAAGUAGUCAAAAAUAAAUUAAUAAUAUCCAUCCAUCCAUCCUUUUUCUACCGCUUGUCCCCUUUGGGGUCGCGGGGGGUGCUGGAGCCUAUCUCAGCUGCAUUCGGGCGGAAGGCGGGGUACACCCUGGACAAGUCGCCACCUCAUCGCAGGGCCAACACAGAUAGACAGACAACAUUCACACACUCAAAAAAAUGACUCGUUGGAUGAACUCAAUUAAAAUGAGGGCA